AUGGCGGGGAAGGCAGCCGUCCCGGGCACCGCGGUGCUGCUGGUGACGGCCAACGUGGGCUCGCUCUUCGACGACCCAGAAAACCUCCAGAAGAACUGGCUGCGGGAAUUUUAUCAGGUCGUGCACACGCACAGGCCGCACUUCCUGGCCCUGCACUGCCAGGAGUUCGGAGGGAAGAACUAUGAAGCCUCCAUGUCGCACGUGGACAAGUUCGUCAGAGAACUGCUGUCCAGUGAUGCGAUGAAAGAGUAUAACAGGGCGCGGGUCUACCUGGAUGAAAACUACGAGUCCCAGGAACACUUCACGGCACUAGGAAGCUUUUACUUUCUUCACGAAUCCUUAAAAAACAUCUCCCAGUUUGACUUUAAAGCCAAGAAGUAUAAAAAAGUCACUGGUAAGGAGAUCUGCUCAGACACGCUGGAGAGCACGCCCAUGCUGGAGAAAGAGAAGUUCCCGCAGGAUUACUUUCCCGAGUGCAAGUGGUCGAGGAAAGGCUUCAUCCGGACGAGGUGGUGCCUUGCGGACUGUGCCUUCGACUUGGUGAACAUCCAUCUUUUCCACGAUGCUUCCAACCUGGUUGCCUGGGAGACCAGCCCUUCUGUGUACUCGGGGAUCCGGCACAAGGCCCUGGGCUACGUGCUCGACAGAAUCAUUGACCAGCGAUUCGAGAAAGCGUCCUACUUUGUCUUUGGCGAUUUCAACUUCCGGCUGGAUUCCAAGUCCGUGGUGGAGACUCUCUGCACAAAGGCCACGAUGCAGACCGUCCGGGCCGCCGACACCAACGAAGUCGUGAAGCUGAUAUUCCGAGAGUCGGACAACGACCGGACGGUGAUGCUGCAGCUCGAGAAGAAAGUCUUUGACUACGUCAACCAGGAGGUUUUCCGGGACGACAACGGCGCCGCGCUCUUAGAAUUUGACAAAGAGCUGUCUGUCUUUAAGGACAGACUGUAUGAACUGGACAUCUCCUUCCCUCCCAGCUACCCAUACAGUGAGGACUCCAGCCAGGGCAGGCAGUACAUGAACACCCGGUGUCCCGCCUGGUGUGACCGUGUCCUUAUGUCCCCAUCCGCCAAGGAGCUGAUCCUGAGGUCGGAGAGCGAGGAGAAGGUUGUCACCUACGACCACAUCGGGCCCAGUGUCUGCAUGGGAGACCACAAGCCCGUGUUCCUGGCCUUCCGCAUGGCGCCCGGGGCAGGUAAACCUCACGCACGUGUGCACAAGUGUUGUGUGGUGCAGUGA
Molecule: messenger RNA, 1239 nt
Organism: Lipotes vexillifer (Yangtze River dolphin)
Lineage: Eukaryota; Metazoa; Chordata; Mammalia; Artiodactyla; Lipotidae
Gene: INPP5A
Product: inositol polyphosphate-5-phosphatase A
Exons: 15
Coding region: 1-1239 (412 amino acids)
Biological process (GO): phosphatidylinositol dephosphorylation
Molecular function (GO): inositol-polyphosphate 5-phosphatase activity
Source: RefSeq, a predicted model, not a curated record